Molecule: messenger RNA, 5386 nt
Organism: Hevea brasiliensis (rubber tree)
Lineage: Eukaryota; Viridiplantae; Streptophyta; Magnoliopsida; Malpighiales; Euphorbiaceae
Product: DNA-directed RNA polymerase I subunit 1
Exons: 21
Coding region: 165-5267 (1700 amino acids)
Biological process (GO): DNA-templated transcription
Cellular component (GO): RNA polymerase I complex
Molecular function (GO): DNA binding; DNA-directed RNA polymerase activity
Source: RefSeq, a predicted model, not a curated record
CGCAAGGCCCUAACACUAAAGAACUAAAGUAGACCUCUCUCCGAUAGCACUCCUGCCCAAGACGACCUCUUCUCUACAUAGCCGCUAUCUUUUCUCUGUGCAACAGUCCCAUAAUUGUCAGGAGCCUGUUUUGCUGCUUUACUUCCAGCCUCAGCAACACUUAUAUGGCGACCACAGAGGGUGCAACUGAGUCCAUUGACUCAAUAACUUUCAGUUUCUUAACAGACGAAGAGGUUCGAAAGCAUAGUUUUGUAAAGAUCACGAACCCCAGAUUGCUUGAUCUUGUGGAGAGGCCUGUUCCUGGUGGGCUAUAUGAUCCAGCUCUGGGGCCAUUAAGUGAGAGGACAAUUUGUAAGGCAUGUGGCCAGAGGUCAACCAAUUGCCCUGGCCAUUGUGGCCACAUUGAUCUUAUUUCUCCAGUUUACAACCCACUGCUCUUCAGUUUUCUUCAUAAACUUCUGCAAAGAACCUGUUUCUUUUGCUAUCAUUUUAGAGUACAGAGGGGCCAGGUUGAGAAAUGUGUAAAACAACUGGAACUCAUCGUAAAAGGUGAUAUUGUUGGGGCUAAGAGAUUAGAUUCAGUCUCGCCGAGUGAAGCCUUGUAUCCAGAGGACAGUGAUGGUAGCCAUGAAUCUUGUUCUACAAUUCAUUCUGGAGCACUGUAUCACAAUGUUGAGCAUAUGAAGCAGCAAGGAUGGACGUCCCUUCAACUUUCUGAAGCAAUGUCUGUUUUGAAUAAUUUUCUGAAGGCAAAAUUUAAGAAGUGUAAGAACUGUGAGAGGGCAAAUCCUAAUAUUACCAAACCUACUUUUGGAUGGUUCCACACGAGUGGUAUGUCAGAUGCCAGUAUUAGAGCAAAUGUGAUUAGAGCCAGCAAGCUAGGAGGGCCAUUAUCUGGUGAAAGCGAAGGGAUGACGGAUGUAGAGGAUACAGCUGGACCUCCAGAAAACCAAGAUACUGGUAGAAAGAGGCAUAAGAAAAAAGGUGGGCAAGUGUCACUUGAGUUCACUAAGCAGAAAAGUGUUUUUUCCAGGCAGCUUUUACCAUCAGAGGUUAAAGACGUAUUAGAGCUUUUAUGGGAAAAUGAGGCUCGUCUUUGCUCGUUCAUAACUGAUCUUCAGCAGCAAGGAUGUGAAAAGAAAAAAGCAGGGCCUUCUAUUUUCUUUUUAGAGACCAUUUUAGUACCUCCCAUCAAAUUCCGGCCGCCAACAAAGGGAGGUGAUUCUGUGAUGGAGCAUCCUCAGACUGUGUUGUUAAGCAAGGUGCUGGAAUCCAAUAUAUCUUUGGGAGAUGCUCAUAUUAACAAAGAACAUUCGAAAAUAGUUAGGCGAUGGAUGGACCUUCAGCAAUCCAUAAACAUGUUGUUCGAUAGCAAAACUGCCAAGGGUCCUGGUCAAAGGGAUGUGGCUUCUGGAAUAUGUCAGUUGCUUGAGAAGAAGGAGGGCCUUUUUCGCCAAAAAAUGAUGGGAAAAAGGGUUAAUUAUGCAUGUCGGUCUGUUAUCUCCCCAGAUCCCUAUUUAGGUGUUAAUGAAAUUGGAAUCCCUCCAUGCUUUGCGGUAAAGUUAACUUAUCCUGAGAGAGUGACUCCCUGGAAUGUUGCCAAGUUGAGGAAUGCUGUGAUCAAUGGAUCUGAAAGUCACCCUGGAGCUACACACUACAUAGAUAAGUUGUCUAUUAACAAACUACCACCUACCAGAAAAGCUCGGAUUUCCAUUUCACGGAAAUUGCCUUCCUCAAGAGGAGCUGUUGCACAACCUGGGAAGAAUUCUGAUUGUGAAUAUGAAGGCAAGAUUGUAUAUCGCCAUUUGCAAGAUGGAGAUGUUGUUCUUGUCAAUCGACAGCCUACACUUCAUAAGCCCAGUAUAAUGGCACAUGUUGUUCGUGUGUUGAAGGGGGAGAAAACACUUCGUAUGCACUAUGCAAAUUGCAGCACAUACAAUGCUGAUUUUGAUGGUGAUGAAAUGAAUGUUCAUUUUCCACAAGACGAAGUUUCUCGUGCUGAAGCUUAUAACAUUGUCAAUGCAAAUAACCAAUAUGUCAGGCCUUCCAAUGGUGAACCACUUAGAGCCUUGAUUCAGGACCAUAUUAUUAGUGCUGUACUUCUUACAAAGAAGGACACUUUUUUAAGCCAAGAUGAGUUUAAUCAAUUACUUUAUAGUUCUGGGGUGUCCACUUCUGUGCCAAGUUCUUUCCAUGGUAGACCUGGGCAUAAAGUUUUGUGGUCACAAUCUGAAGGUGAGAUUGACACCGUUCUGCCAGCAAUAUGGAAACCAGAGCCUCUUUGGACAGGAAAACAGGUCAUCACUGCUGUGUUAAAUCAUAUUACAAGGGGUCAUCCACCAUUUACAGUCGAAAAAGAUGCCAAAAUUCCAUCUAAUUUUUUUAAGAGUAGAGCCAAUGAAUAUAAGCCCUGUGAGAAAAAGAAGUCGGGUGAAGAUAAGGAAAAGAAGUCUGUUGAAGAUAAGGACCAGAAAUCUGUUGAAGGCACUCCUGAGAAAAAUGAGCCUGAUGAAGAGAAGUUGUUCGUUUACAGGAACGAACUGGUUCGAGGUGUGAUUGACAAGGCUCAGUUUGGUGAAUAUGGUUUGGUGCACACAGUUCAUGAACUUUUUGGCUCAAACACUGCAGGCAUUUUACUCUCUGUAUUAAGUCGUCUAUUCACUGCUUAUUUGCAGAUUCAUGGUUUCACGUGUGGAGUGGAUGAUCUUUUGAUAAUGAAAACUCAAGAUGAUGAAAGGAAGAAGCAACUUGAAAGCUGUGAAAAGAGUGGGGAAUCAGUUCAUCGUAAUUUCAUUGGAAUCAAGGAUGAAAACAUUAAGAUGGAUCCAUUGGAAUUGCAAUUGAAUAUUGAAAAAACUAUACGCUGCGAUGGAGAUUCUGCCUUGUCAUAUUUGGAUAGGCAGAUGAGUAAUGAACUUAAUACUAAAACAAGCUCGGGGAUCAUCAAUAAGUUGUUGUCUGAUGGCUUACUAAAACCAUCUGGAAAGAAUUGUAUCUCUCUAAUGACUACAUCUGGUGCUAAAGGUAGCAAGGUGAAUUUCCAACAAAUUUCUUCUUUUUUGGGCCAACAAGAAUUGGAAGGCAAAAGGGUCCCUCGAAUGGUGUCUGGAAAGACGUUACCCUGCUUUCAUCCAUGGGAUUGGGCAGCUCGUGCUGGAGGCUAUAUUAUUGAUCGUUUUCUUACUGGUCUUCGUCCACAAGAAUAUUAUUUUCAUUGCAUGGCUGGUCGUGAGGGGCUUGUUGAUACAGCAGUCAAAACAUCUCGCAGUGGAUACCUUCAAAGAUGCCUGAUUAAAAAUCUCGAGUGUCUGAAAAUUGGCUAUGAUCAUACAGUUCGUGAUGCUGACGGAUCAAUCGUUCAGUUUUAUUAUGGGGAAGAUGGCGUGGAUGUUCAUCAAACAAGCUUUGUUGCAAAAUUUAAAGAAUUGGCAGUGAAUCAAGACAUGAUUCAGAAAAGAUGUGGUGGUCAGCUUGGCACAUUUAAUACUUAUAUUUCGGAAUUGCCUAAAGCUCUUAAAGAUAAAGCAGAUAAAUUCCUUGAUGAUUUUUCUCUAAUGGGGCGAGUGGCAUCUAAUUUAGUGAAACGUGAGGAUUUAUAUAAUUUAAUGAAGCAGAAGUUCCUCUUGAGCCUUGCACAGCCUGGAGAACCAGUUGGUGUGCUAGCUGCUCAGUCUGUAGGAGAACCAUCAACGCAGAUGACUCUGAAUACCUUCCAUCUGGCUGGGCGAGGUGAAAUGAAUGUCACACUUGGAAUUCCUCGUCUCCAGGAGAUCCUGAUGACUGCUUCAAGUGAUAUUAAAACACCAAUUAUGACCUGUCCCCUGCAAAAGGGGCAAAGAAAGGAGGAUGCUGAGUGUCUUGCUGAUAAAUUGAAGAAGAUCACUGUGGCAGACAUAGUGGAGGAUAUGGAUGUAUCUGUUACACGGAUGUCUACUCAGGAUAGUGAUAUUUGUAAAAUUUAUAAGCUUAAGAUGAAGCUUUACAGACCUGCACACUACCCACAAUAUGCCAAUGUAUCAGUAGAACAUUGGGAAGAAACGUUAGAGGUUGUUUUUGUAAGGGAGUUAGAGGACGCUAUACAAAAUCAUAUGCUUUUGCUUUCUAGAAUUAGUGGCAUCAAAAAUUUUUUGCCAGACUCACGGUCAAGGGCUCCAAGUGAGGCAGAUGAAGAUUAUUCUGGAGAUAGAUUACAAAAGGGAGAAAAUGAUGAGGAUAAUGAUGAUGAUGAUGAUGGUGAAAGGGCCGAGGAUCUUGGUUUAGAUGCAGAGAAAAGAAAGAUUCAAGCUACAGAUGAGAUGGAUUAUGACGAUGGCUUUGAGGAGCAUCUGAAUGAUGGGGAGUCUACAGCCAGCGAGGAGUCUUCUGGAUUUGAAAGCGAAAUUGACCAGGGUGAUAAUGAGAUUGACAUUAGAAAGGAUGCUAUGCUUGACAAUGAAGCCUCAGAAAGUCCACUACAUAGGAAGCCCUCAAAGCCCAACUCAAAGAACACAGGUGAAAUCCAUUCCAAACCCAAGUCAAGGGAUAAGAAGAAUAAACAAAAGGCCAAGCAGAAGAAUAGGCCGAAAUUAGUGAAAAAGGACUUUGAUAGAGCAAUCUAUGUGGAAGCCAAGGGAAUGCACUUUGAGGUCCACUUUAAAUUCAUCAAUGAGCCUCAUAUUUUGCUGGUUGAGAUUGCUAAGAAGACGGCGAAGAAGGUUUAUAUCCAGAACCCUGGGAAGAUUGAGCAAUGUCGAGUGACUGAUUGCAAAGAAAAUCAAGUGAUUUACUAUGGGGAAAAUCCGAAGGAAAGGGUUGAUAUUAAGCCUACAGAAAAAGGAAAGGUUCCUGCAUUGCAUGCAACUGGGGUGGAUUUCAAUACUUUCUGGCAAAUGCAAGAUCAAUUGGAUGUUAGGUAUCUAUAUUCCAAUAACAUUCAUGCUAUGCUGAGAACUUACGGAGUGGAAGCCGCCAGGGAAACCCUUAUUAGAGAGGUAAAUCAUGUAUUCAAGUCUUAUGGUAUUUCUGUCAGUACUCGGCAUUUGUCACUUAUUGCUGACUUUAUGACCCAUUCUGGUGGGUAUCGUCCAAUGAGCCGUCUUGGGGGCAUAGCAGAGUUGACAUCGCCUUUUAGUAAAAUGUCUUUUGAGACAGCCUCUAAAUUCAUUGUUGAAGCAGCACUGCAUGGUGAAACCGACAACUUGGAGACACCGUCUGCUAGGAUAUGUCUUGGAUUACCAGUGAAAAUGGGUACUGGUUCUUUUGAUUUGAUGCAAAAACUGGAAAUUUGAUGUUUAUUUUAAUUUCUUAAGGAUGCUGAUUCUGAUGAGCUUCCUGUCUUAUUAAUAUAUAGACAAGGUGUAUAAAUUUUUCUCCUAAUUAAUAUGAUUAUGCAUUGUUCAAGAUUUCA